Molecule: messenger RNA, 933 nt
Organism: Hordeum vulgare subsp. vulgare (domesticated barley)
Lineage: Eukaryota; Viridiplantae; Streptophyta; Magnoliopsida; Poales; Poaceae
Product: protein NUCLEAR FUSION DEFECTIVE 2
Exons: 1
Coding region: 204-728 (174 amino acids)
Biological process (GO): RNA processing
Molecular function (GO): ribonuclease III activity
Source: RefSeq, a predicted model, not a curated record
AGCUACGAGCGAGACCAAUUUCCCCAUGCCGCCGUGCCGAUGGGUCAUCGGGCCCGAGUCCAGCCCGGCCCAUACACAGCCCGAUGCCCAGUCCCGCACCACGUCGUCAACCAGAGAGAGAAAGAAUCGCCACGUCGGUACGUACAUCACCCUUUCCCCUCCAAGUCUCCCGCACUUGACCACCCAAACCUAGCAGACCAGCAAUGGCGCCCCCGCCGCCGGCAACCACCACCCUCGCCGCCGCCCUCCUCAUCCUCGUCUCCGUCUCCCUCGCCACGGGACUCGAAUCGUCUCCGUUCGACGCGGCGCUGGCGGCGCUGCAGGGCCGGAUCGGCUACGCGUUCCAAUCCCCAGACCUGCUCCGCCGCGCGAUGACGCACGCCUCCUACUCGCGCGAGAACGGCCGGGCUUUGGCGGUGCUCGGCCUGGCCGCGGCGGAGUCGGCCGCCGCGCUGCGGGCCCUCGCCGCCGACCGCGACGCCCCGGCCUCCGCCGUCUCCCGCGCCGCGCGCGACGCCGCGGGGGAGGCCGCUUGCGCCACGGCGGGGGCCCGCGCGGGCAUCCCGGCCGUCGUGCGCGUCGCCGGGUCCACCAAGGCGUCGGCGCCGCCCGUGGUGUGCGGCGCACUCCGCGCGCUCCUCGGGGCCGUCGCCGUCGACAACGGCACCGCCGACGCCGCCGCGGAGGUCUUCUGGCGCCUCAACGCCGCAACCCCCGCCGACAUGUGACGCGGGUACGAGUAGAUCGUUCAAGACGGUUUGCACUUGCACAUCAGUGUUCACAAGUGCUACAGAGUACUACUACUAUGUUUGAGGAUAAGUGAAGCUGCAAUCAAACUCGUAUGUAAAUUAUGAACUGCCACCUAGAGCUUGGAUGAAAAUCAUGAACUUGGACUUCGAUUUUGUAUGCAAAUUAUGAAAUUCCACUUCGAUU